AUGUCUCACCUUGAUCACGGUGGCAGAAUUGUGCCCAUACUCACGGGUCAUGAACACCUGAAAGAGGAGCUUCCCCAGACGGCCGACCCGCUGCAGGUCCAGCAGGCUGAGCUGUCGGCCAGAACUCAGAAUAACAUGGACCAUGCAAGCUUGGAAAUGCCCUGUUUGAAAGAACGAGGCUUGUUUGCUCUACCUACCGAAGGAGAUGGCAAUUGCCUCUAUUAUUCCCUCUCCGACCAAUUGUACGGCAACACCCUCCAUGCCGACGAAAUACGCCAGCGCUUGGCCACCCACAUGGCCAACAACAAAACAUACUUCAUGCAGUUUGUCGUGGCAGAGGGUGGGGAACGACGCCGGCCUAAACGUGCAGCUGUAUCCGCGUAUGCUACGCGUUCUGCCGAUGUUUCAACGCCCUCUUUCGAGGACAAGGAGCGUCGGUUCGAGGAUAUGAUCGCGACCACGCGGAAGAAUGGCGAGUGGGCUAGCUCUGAACAUCUCCAGGCAUUUUGCCAGGUCUUCCAAGUAGAUCUAAAUGUUUACACCAUGGAUGGAGUUCAGGUGUUUCGAGAUGUCAAUGCCCUUCCCGAUCAGCCCCGGGAUGUGCUCCACGUCGCCUUCCACGACUUCAAACAUUACUCCUCCGUGCGGGGAAUCAAUGGACAACAUAAAGGGCUUCUCACUGAGGCCAUUGACGCCCCGCUACCUAGCGAAGACAUCAAGCUAGACGUAGACAGGAAACUGGCAGAAGACCGCAAAGACAUACCCGUCACUGUGGACAAUGUCCCUAGUGGAUCUGAUACCACUGACACCGAUGUGGCUGUGGACAUCUAUCCCCCGUGGGAUAUUAAAUCCAUCCAAGAGUGCUUUGGCGGCCGCUAUGACCGCGAGACGAUCGUGGACAUGCUUCAAAAAUGUCGCGGAGACAUCGACCGCGCAUUUGCCGCCUUGCUGGACGAAAAGACCGAUGUGCCAUUUGAUAAGAAGGCCGCUCCAGUGCUUAUCAAGCCAGGCUUACAGGCAUCACGAUCUUCUUCCCCGUUCAGCACGGGAAGCAAACGAUCCGCAGAAGACAGCGACGACUCGGAAGACCCGCGUCCAGCUCGUCGAACACGACCCAAGAGGCGGAUCGUUUCCAACUUAACGCUUGGAGUUGGAAUAUCAUUCAGAGACGAUCAAAACGAGCUCGUCUCUCUCAAUCUUCGCAUGAAAUCUGAAACCGAAAACGGUCAGAACACAGACCCCCACCCCUCUCUCUCGGGUAUCACAACCCCGGAGCAAUCGGACUCGGACGGAAAGGCAAACCCGCGUCGCAGCGGCCGACUUUCCGCCCCGCGACCUCUCUGA
Penicillium antarcticum is the source of this 1344-nucleotide messenger RNA. RefSeq lists its product as uncharacterized. Bases 1 to 1344 code for a protein of 447 amino acids. Gene Ontology annotation, molecular function: cysteine-type deubiquitinase activity. Gene Ontology annotation, biological process: protein deubiquitination. The transcript has 4 exons. The record is from RefSeq and is a predicted model, not a curated record. Lineage: Eukaryota; Fungi; Ascomycota; Eurotiomycetes; Eurotiales; Aspergillaceae.